Molecule: messenger RNA, 1608 nt
Organism: Fusarium graminearum PH-1
Lineage: Eukaryota; Fungi; Ascomycota; Sordariomycetes; Hypocreales; Nectriaceae
Exons: 5
Coding region: 1-1608 (535 amino acids)
Source: RefSeq, a predicted model, not a curated record
AUGGCACCGCAGCCCUCGAGGCAUGGGAACAAGAUAAUCCUCGUUUUUCACGUCACCAACUAUAUCCCUGUUACUAGUGAUGACACAUCUGUUACCCUCCCUUCGUCGUCGUCUUCCCAGCCCUUGCAACCUUUGACUCCCCUGCCAUCUUGGCUUGAGCCAGACUCCUCUACAUGGGACGCCCUUUUAACCUCUACCCAAUUCCUACUACCAUUCGCGCAUAUCCCUUCACUCGAAGCUGGGACAUCACCCGAUUUCAACUUUGGAUACCAGCAGGGUAGUUUCGGUGCUGAAGCAACACAGAUAGAGACUGUUGAGGAUGUCGAGGCCUUGACUGAACUAAAUAAUCUGACAGCAGAAGAACAAGACGUCCUGAUUGCAGAAAACAUUCCUCAUGUAUCGCCUCUGACCUCAGCAACGCGAAAACACAUGAUCCAAGCCAUCAAAGAAGCUGGACUGCCUCAGAAUGAGGCCCAAGGGCUUGACGCCAACUUCCCCUGUUUGAGACACCUUAAUACCUAUAUGCAAUUGUACUUUGAGCAUUUCCAUCCGCAGAUGCCCUUUUUGCACGUUCCCACAUUUCAGGCCUCACCCGAGAAUUGGCAGCUGAUUCUAAGUAUCCUCCGGGAAUUAACGAGCGUUGACCUCUUGAUUUCUGCACAAUCCCACUUGUUGUUCCAGCAAAGUCUUUGGCUUUCGGGCGAGUGGGCCGUUACAGUUGAGUUGCAGUUUUACCGAAACAUCCUCAUUACCCUUUGUCGUCUAUUGCUAUCUCGAGAGGGCACCUUAAUGCACACGCAUACAUCCACGGAAGACGCGAACGACGCAUGGCUGCAGUGGAUACAAGCCGAGGCCAAACGGCGCAUCGUUCACUUUACCUAUACUCAUGAUAGUCUGGAGCAGCUAACCAAGUCUUUAAUAUUGUGCUCGGCUUCAAUACAGCAAGCCGCUGAAGGCGAUUUCCUUCGAGCUAUGGGUCUUGACUCUAUUGGCACUACUACUCGUCAACCUAGCCUAGCUAUGGGUAUGGUGACAACAAUUUCCAAGAAUGCUUUUGAUGCAUUGUCGCACGCAGGAUGCUCUCAAGCAUUACAUGAAACGCAUCCUGGCAGCCAGAACGACUUUGCUUUCCUUUCACGAGUUCUUACUAUUCUCUCAUUCACUCCAUUAUCGCUGCUCUUUUCUUAUCAUAAAUGGCAAACGACGGACGUAGGCCAAAGCAACGCUCGGUCUCAACUUUUAAACAUCAUACCGCAGGAUGUCGGUAGAGCUAGGCACUGCUUGUACUACGCAGCACAGACCUAUCAACACUUUCGCACCACUAAGCCGGCAACAGUGCUUGAUGUAAUGGGCGCCCUAGUCUGUGUACUAUAUAUGGUGCUGUACGUGGAUAUUAUUGAGAAGCAAGGUGAUAGUUUCGCUGGACUUGAGGGUGGCGACAUAUCACGCAACAUGGACAUCAUUCGACUCGGCCAAGUCGUUGAUGGACACACUUUGAACGACUGGUUACAGAAGGCUCGCGAAUCAUGGCAAGGGGGUCUUCUAUCUCGAGGAUGGCCAAGUCAAUGUCGAAUCUUCUUGAGUCGCAAGCUAGAGGGUAUCCUUUGA